Molecule: messenger RNA, 666 nt
Organism: Closterium sp. Naga37s-1
Lineage: Eukaryota; Viridiplantae; Streptophyta; Zygnematophyceae; Desmidiales; Closteriaceae
Source: the annotation of a GenBank genome assembly
AUGGCGUCUCCUUCUCGUGUUCUAAACCUAACAAUCCUUCUCACGCUAGUGUUAGCGUGCUGCACGGCGGUGAAUGCGGUCAGCGACCCGAGCAGCGUGCAGUUCUCAUCUCUGACUCAAGCCAUCGUGGUAACCACAACGGUCAACGGCAACAACGUCACCAACGGCACCGGAAUGACCUAUGCCCAGGACGAGCUGUCGAUUCACUGGCACCUGAACCAGUCGCUGUGGGGGACCGACGCCGCGUUCAAGAAGGUCGUCCUGCAGCUCUGCUUCGGCGCGCCCAGCCAGGCGUCCCGCCCCUGGCGCCAACCCAACAACGUGCUCUCACACUCCAAGAACUGCAAAUACACCAUCGCCUCGCAACCGUACAAUGCGUUCGGCAACAACACGGUGUGGCGGCCGUCGCAGGACACGCCAGGCGCGCAGUACUUCGUGCGCGCAUGGGUGCUCAACUCCACCGACUCCUCCGCCACCGUCUCCGCCAACAGCGUCGCCUACGGCCAGAACACUGACUCUUCUAUGAACGCCAAUCUGGUGGUGGUGACGCCCUAUGCUGGCACAACCAUGGGCAUCAAUAUAUACAUAGUGUGCAUCUCGGUAGUGUCCUAUGCUGCCCUUGCUGGCUUCUUCUUCUAUGAGAGAUAUGCAAAGAAGAAUAAAUAG